GUGCUCAUUUUCUCUUGCCCUUCCCCGACUGGCGGGAGGAAGCCCGGGAUCUGAGGCGUAGAUUCGGGAAUGCUCCUUUUUCGUUGUACCGCCCAAGGCACUUCAGCAGCCGGUGCAGACAUGGCCAAGUCCAAGAACCACACCACGCACAACCAGUCACGAAAAUGGCACAGAAAUGGCAUCAAGAAACCCCGGUCCCAAAGAUAUGAAUCUCUUAAGGGGGUAGACCCCAGGUUCCUGAGGAACAUGCGCUUUGCCAAGAAGCACAACAAGAAGGGUCUGAAGAAGAUGCAGGCCAACAACGCCAAGGCCAUGAGUGCACGUGCCGAGGCUAUCAAGGCUCUCGUCAAGCCCAAGAACCCAAAGGGCAGCAGCUGCAAGCUCAAUCGACUUGCCUACAUAGCUCACCCCAAGCUCGGGAAACGUGCUCGUGCCCGCAUUGCCAAGGGUCUCAGGCUCUGCCGGCCAAAGUCCAAGGCCAAGGCCCAAACCAAGUCCCAGUCUUCUGCUGCGACUCCGACUCCAGCUCCAGCUCCUGCUCCUGCUGCAGCUCAGCCUCCCAAAGGUGCCCAAGCCCCCACAAAGGCUCCAGUGUAGAGGCUUCUGUCUGCCAGUGUGAGGACAGAAGGACUGGUAUGACCCCUGGGCUUCUAUCCACAUGGGGCUGGUGUCCUCCUAUGCUAUUUGUACAAAUAAACCGGCAGGAUCUGUCAAAAAAA
This is a messenger RNA of Mustela lutreola (European mink), 719 nucleotides long. Its product is annotated as large ribosomal subunit protein eL29-like. Gene Ontology annotation, biological process: cytoplasmic translation. Gene Ontology annotation, molecular function: structural constituent of ribosome. Gene Ontology annotation, cellular component: cytosolic large ribosomal subunit; ribosome. The transcript has 2 exons. NCBI's taxonomy places the organism in Eukaryota, Metazoa, Chordata, Mammalia, Carnivora, Mustelidae. The record is from RefSeq and is a predicted model, not a curated record. The coding region runs from base 70 to 597 and encodes 175 amino acids.